Stylonychia lemnae is the source of this 3546-nucleotide messenger RNA. Lineage: Eukaryota; Ciliophora; Spirotrichea; Sporadotrichida; Oxytrichidae. The record is from the annotation of a GenBank genome assembly.
AUGUCAGAAGUAAAAUAGCAACUUAAAAAACGAUUAGAGAAUUUGAUCUUUGAAAAAUAGCAGAGACUUAACUAGUUUUACGAUGAGUAAAGUCAAGAGAUUGCAGCUUUAGAAGCAACCAAGAUUUAAAAAGCAAAUCAUAGAUUAGCUAGAAUCAAUAAUUUCUCAUUAUCUUUGCCCUUAUCUCCCUAAGAAAAGACUUUUAAUUAGGCUUAAACAGGUGAGCUUAAAAACUUCAACCCAGAGGAGGAGUAGACUGAUGUUCAAAAGGCGAGGCGAUCGCAAAAGAGAGGCAGAAAUUUAAGAUCCUCUGGCCUUAGAAAGCAAACUCAUUAAAGUGUGAUCGUUGAUAAUGAUGAUCAUGUCAGUGUGAAUGGGGCAAAUACUGGCUAAAACUUGAGAAAAAAUAAAAGAAGAAGCAAGCAAGAAUUGGUGGAUGAGAUAGUGUUUCAGUCCUACUUCAAUGAAAUAACAAAAGUAUACGAUGAGGAAAAAGGUGGAUACAAGUCACUUUUGUAUACUGCAAAGUGUUUGAUGGAUUAACCAAUCAGUCCAAUUCACAAUAAAAGACAAUUAAUCCUAAGGAAGAACAAAAAUAUCCAGAAAUCAGAUAACUAGAGCAGUCUUACCACAAACAAAACUAAGCAAAUGAUUAACAUAGUGAUCAAUAAUAACGAAAACUCUUCAAAACUUUUACCACAAAAGCAACUAAGUGAGUUGACCUCUGAUAUAAACUAAUGCUCAACAGCUAUGGUAUCUAGCCCAUAAUCACAAUCAUAUGCUCUCUUUAGUCCACUGAACUCAACUCACUCUAAAAAUAAUAGGAAUAAUCAAAGCAUGACAAAACUGCAAAUGAUUAUGAACAAUCAAGAUAUCAGUCACUUGGCUACUCAAACCCCCAGCAAAGCCAGACCUAUGACUGCUUCUCACAAGAAAAAGCAGAUGAACAGGUAUAUCAACAAUAGCUAUAUCAUUAAAAAUCAGUCAAAUAAGAACAUUUAUCUAAACACCAAAGAUCGAAGUAGAAUGGAGGACUAAGAUUAAAUGUCUCAGUCAGCACUCUUCACAUUAAAUAACGAACAAGGCAUAUUUCAGUAAGUGCAAUCUUCUGGUAGCAUAUUCUUGAAAAAUAAAACCACGAUAUUUUAAGAGCGUGAAAGAUCUCUUAGUAAAAGCCCUACGAAAAUCUCAGCUCCUGAUCACAAAAGAACUCAGAGAAGUUUAAUGAGCAGAGACACCAGAGCCAGUAAUAAAAAUUUAAAGAGUGGAGGUAUUGUUCGUCAAAUCUCACAGAAUCAAAUUGAAUAAAUUACUCAAGAUGACGAAAAACUCCUGAACAGUGAAGAGAUAUAGGAGAUAUUCAAUGCAAAGCUCAAAGACCUGGGGUUGGACUAUAACCUGCAUUAGGAUCAGUUUCAAAGAUUCGAUAUCUCAGUCAAUUAUACCUGUAUCAACAGGAAGCUAAAGCUAAGAGAUUUUGGAUUAGGAAUUAAUUCUGCUACUGUGAUUUCAGAAAUCAUAUUAAGAAGGUUAGAAAUGAGGAUGGAGAAUAUAGCUUAAAUUGACUUGAACAACAACAAUUUGAGAGAUGAGGGUGUAAAGAUAUUGAGCUCAGCAAUCAAGGAUUUAAGAUCACUGGUGCAUUUAAGUGUAGCCAGCAAUGAAAUCACAGCCAAGGGUUGCAAGUAUUUAUGUGAAAGAGGACUCAUUGAGAAUGAGAACUUAGUCAGUUUAGAUAUCGGCAGUACAGAUGGCUUGGGAAGAAAUAGACUGACUUGGAUAGGUGGUCAGUCUAUUUCGAAAUUGCUAUAACAGGACACCAAUAAUAUACAGUUGCUCAAAGUUGGUGGAAGUAACCUUGGCAAUAAAGGAGUUGAUAAGAUAUUAAGUGCUUUGAUGAGAAAGAAGAAUAUCAGGAUAAUAGAUUUGGACUUGCAGAAAAAUGAGAUAGAUUUCUCCCCUUAUGAAACUAAUAAAUUGUCCAACAUCAUUUCAAAUGCUUUUCAGUUACAAUCCUUGAACAUUUCAUUUAACGCUAUUGGUGAUGACACUCUGAUUUAAUUGGCAGAUGUAUUUACCAACUUGAGGAGCAUUAAGAAGUUUAAACUGACUUGUGGACGUUUGACAAUCAGAGGCAUUUCUAGAUUCCUUUGUGAAAUCUAGAAUUGCAUAUCUCUCUAGGAGUUAAGUUUUGAUUAAAACGAUUUCAAAGCAGACUUCAGUCUGUGGGAUGAGAACUAGAAAAAGUAACUCUAAGAAAUUCAAGAAUUUUUCACUCGAAACACAAAGAUCAAGAAACUAAACUUUAAGAAUUGCAAAAUGAAUGACUUAGUGUGUAAAUCCAUUUGCAAUGGACUCCAGAAAAACAUAACAUUACAUAGUCUAAAUCUCUCCUAUAAUUAGCUUAGUGAUCUAUCUGCAAUUGAGUUAGCUAAGGUACUACUCAGUGGUAAAUCUGGGCUUACACAUCUAAAGAUGCAGUGUAAUAAACUCUAUGAUGUCUCAGCUAUUGCUUUAUCGAAUGCCAUUAAGAAGUAAAAAUAUAUGACCACUUCUUUAAAAUAUUUGGAUAUCUCUAACAAUAUGAUAUAAAAAGAUGGAGCAUACGCUCUAAAACAGGCUAUUGACAUAAAUAAUCGCAUGAUUUUUUUGAAUCUGCAAAUGAAUGUGUCUAUACCCUAUGGGUGUCUUCUAUAAAUAGAAAAGACUCUUAAGUUUAACAAUUCACUGAUUGAGACAUAAGUGGUACCAACAUUCAAAAAUGAGAUCAGGUAGUUAAAGGAGCGGAAUAAAACUGGGAAUAUCAACAGAGUCUUUGAUGAGAUCAAGAAUGCGAACACACAGAGAUUGUCAGAGCUUAGAGCUUGCAGUAUAUUAGAGAAAACCUGUGAAAGUGCCCAAGCUGCAGAUGGUUUGAUUAAUAAAUAGUAUGAAGUGCUUAGAGAUGAAAGUUAAGUUAUUUAUGAACUUGAUAGACAGCUAGAAUAUCAGCUGAGAGAGCUGGAUAAUAGAAAGGUCAGAAUCUUUGAAAAAUCUGAACUUGCAAUGAAGAAAUUUGAGAAGGACAUCAGAGAUACUAAGUAGUUAAUGCAGGAUGACUUAUUUGAGAUUAAACGUGCCAAGUCUAUGCUGAAGAAUAAGAAGGAGUAAAUCAAUGAAGAUCUCUAAGAGUAUCGUGAUACACUAAAAAUAGUCUUGAAGAAGAUUGAAGUCUAGGAGUUCAUGAUAUCUGGCAAGGAAAGAGAGAUAAAGGAGAUCUAGUCUGAGAUAGACAAAUGGAGAGUUAUACAAGAGCAAAAAGAAUAGCAGAAAAUCUUGGAGUAAAACCAAAAUUUUUUAAAGAAACUACAAAAGAAAAGGCUUACAGCUGCUAAACUAACUACCAAUGACCUGGGAGGCAUAAAUGCACAUCUUUAGUUGCUUCAAGCUUAUGCUAAUGAAAGUAGCGACGAAGAUGAAGGGAAGUCUAAGAAAAGGAAAUCCAAAGGAGGGAAGUCCAAGAAGAAAAAGAAGAAGGGGCAAUCACCCACACUUCUGGAUAAAUGA